Messenger RNA from Neospora caninum, 699 nucleotides. RefSeq names its product DEHA2F08492p, related. Bases 1 to 699 code for a protein of 232 amino acids. The transcript is spliced from 7 exons. Gene Ontology annotation, biological process: transcription by RNA polymerase II. Gene Ontology annotation, cellular component: nucleus. Gene Ontology annotation, molecular function: transcription coactivator activity. The record is from RefSeq and is a predicted model, not a curated record. NCBI's taxonomy places the organism in Eukaryota, Apicomplexa, Conoidasida, Eucoccidiorida, Sarcocystidae.
AUGGCGCCUUCCACGAACCAGCGAUCCAUAGAAGCCCGCGAGCGGAAGGCUGCUGCGGCAGCUGAAGCCGCCCGCAUCAAACUCGAGGAGGCGGAGAGAAAAAAGUGGGAAGACAAUGACAAGAGCUUGGCGAGAAAGGCUGAAAGAAAGGCGACAGCUCAACAGAAAGCUGAGGAGCGUUUACAGCACAGAGCGGAGCUGCGCCGCCUUGCUGCUGAGGAAGAUGCUGCGGCCGCGCGGAACACACAGAAGAAGGCGCCUCCGCCCAAGUUGACUCGCGCCCAGAUUCAGCAGCGGGCCCUGCUAGCGGCGGCUCAGAAGAAGAAAGCGGAAGAGGAGGAGGCGAAAGGAUCCCCAGCAGAAAUGGAACUGCAACCCAACAUCAAUCACAUUAUUCGACAGCAGACUCUCCAGGCACGCGAGGCGGGUAUCGAGUUCAUGACCGCGACUUCGAUCGACGAGGCGCUGGCCGCGAUGUCGCUGAGUGAAGGGGCGGAUCGGCAUCCGGAGAGGAGAAUGAAGGCGGCCUACAAGGCCUACGAGGAAACGUGGUUACCGCGACUGAAGGCCGAGAAUCCGUCUCUGAAGCGGUCUCAACUGAUAGAGAUGCUUUCCAAACAGUGGAGGAAGGCACCAGAGAAUCCAAUGAACCAAGCCGCUUUGGCAGCAGCCUCGUCGCCGUCAUCUGUGACGCCUUGA